Messenger RNA from Striga hermonthica, 291 nucleotides. NCBI's taxonomy places the organism in Eukaryota, Viridiplantae, Streptophyta, Magnoliopsida, Lamiales, Orobanchaceae. The record is from the annotation of a GenBank genome assembly.
AUGGCAGAAAACCCCAAGACGAAAGUCGAAAGCUCGGAUAAAUCCCAAACUUUCUUCCAAAACCUAUCGAUAGACACUAGCAAGACUCCAUCCCGGUCCACACCAUCAUCGCCCCUUAGCCUCAGGAAAACUGCUAGCGUUCGAAACAGCUGCCUGUGCUCACCCACCACACAUGCUGGCUCCUUCAGAUGCCGACUCCACCGGGCCCACCCGGGCCUUAGGCACGGCAGCAUGUCUGUGGGGUCAAAGCUCUCGGAACUUGCCGGAAAAUCGGAUGGAGGCUCGUCGUGA